CGGGUUGGACGGUUCCAAAUGAGUCUGGUAGGGGAGCUUCUUUAGGCUAGAAGGCUGCCCUAGGAAUUUACCUUCUUUCUCUCCAUAAUCCAUUUGUGCAGGCUUUAAUUUAAAGUCACGGAAGCACGUGUGCAGGCUGACAGUCCUCUCCACGGCCAUGAAGAAGACGGGGGCGGAACCCCUCCUUGUUGCUACUCCACCGAGUGGCCGCGUCCAUUCUGGGCCCGGUGGCCUGAUUUAAGGGGUAAGGAAAAGUGUCAGUUUUCGGGAUCUCAAAGGGUGGCGGCCCCAUGGCCCCGCUGGGAGGCGCCCCGCGGCUGGUGCUGCUGUUCAGCGGGAAGAGGAAAUCCGGGAAGGACUUCGUGACCGAGGCGCUGCAGAGCAGACUUGGAGCUGACGUGUGUGCUGUCCUCCGGCUCUCUGGUCCACUCAAGGAGCAGUAUGCCCAGGAGCACGGCUUAGAUUUCCAGAGACUCCUGGAUGCCAGCACCUACAAGGAGCCCUUUCGGAGGGACAUGAUCCGCUGGGGAGAGGAGAAGCGCCAGGCCGACCCAGGCUUCUUCUGCAGGAAGAUCGUGGAGGGCGUCUCCCAGCCCGUCUGGCUGGUGAGUGACACACGGAGGGUGUCUGACAUCCAGUGGUUUCGGGAGGCCUAUGGGGCUGUGACGCAGACGGUCCGCGUGGUGGCCACAGAGCAGAGCCGACAGCAGCGGGGCUGGGUGUUCACACCAGGGGUGGAUGAUGCUGAGUCAGAAUGUGGCCUGGACAACAUCGGGGCCUUCGAUUGGGUCAUUGAGAACCACGGAGAUGAGCAGCGCCUGGAGGAGCAGCUGGAGCGCCUGAUAGAAUUUGUCCGCUCCAGACUUUAGCUGGCAGGUUCUAGGAGCGAGCAGGGGCUGCCAGGGUGAGGGUGGGCUCCCUGUGCCGGACACGUGGUCACUGAUGCUGGCCGAGGUUGGGGGAGCAGACAGAGGGCCUGGGUCAAGGUUUCUGGGGGCUGGUAGAUGUCAGACAAGUUAAGAAACCGCCAGGGACCUCAUUUCUUCGUGGAAAGGACAGCCCUACCUCUUUAUAAGGAGACUUAAAGGGCAGAGGGGGGUGAGUUGGCUGUGCUUGAAGCAGAAGCAUCACCAUCUCCAUGGGUGCCAGACCUGUCAGCCUGUGGUGGCCUUGCUUCCCCGACUGGAUGCUCUCAGCCCCUUGUUCUCGGCAAGAGCCUGGGGCUCCCCAGUGUGGAUACUAAUAAACCUUCUUGGAGCACC
Molecule: messenger RNA, 1262 nt
Organism: Balaenoptera ricei (Rice's whale)
Lineage: Eukaryota; Metazoa; Chordata; Mammalia; Artiodactyla; Balaenopteridae
Gene: PMVK
Product: phosphomevalonate kinase
Exons: 5
Coding region: 291-869 (192 amino acids)
Biological process (GO): cholesterol biosynthetic process; isopentenyl diphosphate biosynthetic process, mevalonate pathway
Cellular component (GO): cytoplasm
Molecular function (GO): phosphomevalonate kinase activity
Source: RefSeq, a predicted model, not a curated record